Haemonchus placei is the source of this 321-nucleotide messenger RNA. Lineage: Eukaryota; Metazoa; Nematoda; Chromadorea; Rhabditida; Trichostrongylidae. The record is from the annotation of a GenBank genome assembly.
GUUGUAUCCCUCGUUGCAGAGGUAUCCAUAAGACGAGUCAAUGAUGCUGAUGGUCACAUGUCGAAGACAUUGCAUUCGGUAUUCACGGACACAUACGUUGAACUUCGCUAUCAACCUGAAAUCAAGAAUGAAGGGGAAGAAGAAGCAGUGGCUUUUUCUUUGAGAUUAUUCAAAAUGAGUGAGCUCUCAAAUUCCCACACCGAAUCAGCACAACACUUCCGCUUCUCGGCGCCCAUCCUUCCGUGCCCAGCCGUCAAGGAAAGGGUAAAACGAAAGGUAAACGGAGUAAGUUGCCAGGGUCUCUAUAAAACCCAAAUUUGA